Molecule: messenger RNA, 2533 nt
Organism: Doryrhamphus excisus (bluestripe pipefish)
Lineage: Eukaryota; Metazoa; Chordata; Actinopteri; Syngnathiformes; Syngnathidae
Product: tapasin-related protein-like
Source: RefSeq, a predicted model, not a curated record
CACCUCAGGCUGGUUUAAGUACUACAUAAGCAGGAAGUACCGCUUCAAUUUACAACCUCCUUUUUUCACAAUGUUUUUAGUGGUUAAAAGUUAAGUGGGAGAAUGUGCUCUUGUUCAUUCUAAGCAGCAAGACUGCAAAAUAACUUAAACCUACCACAAAACGUCGCACUGUCAAUAUUGCUGUGCGUCGGUUUUUUUUAUUUGAAAAUGAAAGUGAAACCAAAUAGCUCGUCGGUGCUCGAAAAGCAAGCCGGAGAGGAGUUAAGCAGUAUAGAAUCAUGUGUAUGUUAAAUGUAUUAACUUUAUUUAUAUUUCUUUCUGAGGGCGUGCGUAGUGGUCCUCACCUGUCAUGGCUGCCGUGUAAGUUCAGUGACCAUCGUGUGCUCAUCAAUAACGAAGGUGCACGUGACGUUCAGCACCGGGACAGAGCUGCCAUGCUGCAAUUCGGUCGCAAAGAUGACACCCCCAUUAAUCCUGAUGCUAUAACUUUUCUGAUCACUGAGUCCAAACUGGACCUGCAGAGCUACUUGGAGGACGUGGAUGCGGAUCACAUGGAUUGUGAGAUUCAUCGGUCCAGCGCAGACCCAGAUGUGAAAUGGCCCGGCCAGAAGUCCCAUGAGUACAACUGUUGGUUCAGCUUCACACUGACACACAGAGAGGGCCUGUUCACUGUCUCUGGAUUCCUCAGAUACCCCACUGAGCACCCCCCUUCGGGGGAGGAGGCCACUCGCAACUGGCCUGUUAUCGAGGACCGAGAGAUGCUAUUUGCAAGAGCGGCAAUGAUCAUGAAAACCCGAACUCCAUCUGUGACAUCCGGUCUGGGGUUUCAAAAAAAGCUCCACUGCCAGUUUGCUGUGGAUCACAAGAGACCAAACGUGACGGUGCGGUGGCACCAGCAGCACCACGACGAUCUCUUCGUCUACGCCAGCCACUCUGGGAAGACCAAGGGCACGGGCGUUGACUUGAGAAAUCUGGCCAGCGGUGACCUUUCGUACACGCUGCCCUACACCAAAGUGCUCCACGGAGGGACGUACACGUGCUCGGUGUCCGUGUUUCCGCUGUUUAGCAGCCUAGGCAUCGUUCUAGAAAUGCAAGCGUCCCCCCUGGUGUCCCUCAAUGUUGGUCCUACUCUUACUUUGCAAGAAGGUGAGCAGAAGAAGGUGAUUUGUGAGGCAGAGAACUACUACCCUCUCGAUGUGCACAUUGUGUGGUCCGAGCGGGAUCCGGAAGUGUCCAACCAGAGGGUCGGCGCUCCUCUCCCCAAGGUGCUCAAGAAUCUUCUGCUCUCCAGCCAUAAACACAACACGGACAAGACCUUCUCGCUGUCGGGCUUCUUCUACCUCCAGGCUUCGCUCCAACACUCGGGGAGACAGUUUACAUGCACAGUCUCCCAUCGGUCCCUCCGAAUGCCCAUUAAGAAGAGCUUCAUUCUGAUAGUUGAAGAAGCAAGCAGCUGGUUGUUUAUUCUCACUGUUUGCAUCUUUGUGGUCGCACUGCUGGUCAUCCUCUAUUUUAUGCUGAGCUCCCUCUACCAAGCUAGAAAACAUUCAUUGGAGAAGAAGCCAUACUGAUAUGGAGCAUGGAGAACCGCAAUCUGAAACAUAAGUUUAAAAAAAGCCUGUUUCCCUCAUUGUACCCAUCAAGUGAUAAUUUUGGGGGGGUCCGGGUCCCGGAAAGUCACCCCCACAAAAAGGAGGGCUCUACUGAAAUGUAUCAAAAACUAUUGUUGGCUCUUAUUCAGUCCUUUGGUAUAAACGUAAACAUAAAAGUACACUGAAAAACAUCAACCCCAUCAUGCUAGUAUUGAUCCGAUACUAACACCACUUGGUAUUAUUGAUAUUUGGAUAGACCCUCGACUAAUCAGAUCAGAAGUCCUUGCCAUAAUCCUGUCGUUCCCUUCAUAAAUAAACAGAAUCCAUUUUGUUCUGAUGUGGUCUGUGGCUUCAGUGGCUAAAGCAGACAACCAAUGAAAUUCAAGUUCCAAUCGUAUCUGUACAUCGUAUGUGGACAUCCUUAAGUUUAAAUACGAAUCUCCUCGAAUGAUUUGGCAUCACUUUCGCCGUCUCUCCUGUUUUACGGUUGUGACAGAUUUAGAAUACCACUCUAGUUACGGCUAAGAAAAGCAAAGCAUCAACAUACGCACUUAAUGUUCCUGUCGGUGUCUUUGGUGAGGUCAGGUUGCAGAUAUCUCCAAGUACAAUUAAAUGAUGAUGAUUUCAAGUUUUAAAAAUCCUAUGCAGUUGGCUUGGCUGACAAUAAGCUCAUUCAAACCAGCAAAAAACCCCCGAAAUAUUUUAUUAUAUGCUUGAAACCAAUAUGUAGUCAACUCUGGCCGUACUAAGUCAUUCCAUAACUAUGCAGUUCCUUUUACUUGGGAACAUCUUGGUUGUUUAUUAGCAAGCUGGCGUCAGACUGUUUCUGUGUACAGUGUUAGCAUAGCGCCGCAAACACAACAUAGCCUGAAAUACUGAACCUCUCAAGUCAAACCGUUUUAAAGUUGGACUUUUUGCACUUCAGUCAGGAUUUUUGGAAA